AUGACACACCUGCCGGACUGGGCGUUCCGCGCCUUCAGCCGCUGCUCCGCCCUCUCCUCCGUCAACCUCCCCGCCGGCCUCACCUCCAUCGGCGACGGCGCCUUCUACCGCUGCACCUCCAUCCGCUCCAUCGCCCUCCCCGACAGCCUCACCUCCAUCGGCGACGGCGCCUUCGCCCACUGCUCCGCCCUCUCCUCCAUCAACCUCCCCGCCGGCCUCACCUCCAUCGGCAGCCUCGCCUUCUACGACUGCUCCGCCCUCUCCUCCGUCAACCUCCCCGCCGGCCUCACCUCCAUCGGCAGAUGGGCCUUCGCCGACUGCUCCGCCCUCGCCUCCGUCAACCUCCCCGCCAGCCUCACCUCCAUCGGCCAGCAAGCCUUCGACGGCUGCUCCGCCCUCGCCCGUGUCGCCUUCCCCGCCGGCCUCACCUCCAUCGGCUUCUGCGCCUUCGCCGACUGCUCCGCCCUCUCCUCCGUCAACCUCCCCGGUCGCCUCAGAUCCAUCGGCGACUUAGCCUUCUGCCGCUGUUCCUCCCUCGCCUCCAUCAGCCUGCCCGCCGGCCUCACCUCCAUCGGUUGGCACGCCUUCUCGAGCUGCUCCGCCCUCGCCCACGUCACGGUACCAACCACC
Messenger RNA from Emiliania huxleyi CCMP1516, 630 nucleotides. RefSeq lists its product as hypothetical. Lineage: Eukaryota; Haptophyta; Isochrysidales; Noelaerhabdaceae. The annotation marks the transcript as partial. The record is from RefSeq and is a predicted model, not a curated record. The transcript has a single exon.